GGAAGCGGAUCUUUCCACGCGGGAGCUUCCUUGGCUGGACUGCGUGUGUUUAUCUGUGUAUGUAAAAUAACAUUAACGACUCCUAAAUUGCAAAAAAACAAAACAAAACACUUGUAUGUCCAUCAAAUUUCCUUUGGGUCUCUGACAUCCGUUAAGGGUUAUUUAGCUGCUGCCAGAUUUUAACGGAGCUAGUUGUAAGAUAAGAUAGAUUAAUAAGAUCGGACAGCACGAUCGCAGAAUGGCCUUACUGCUUUGGAUCACCUACACCCACACACGCGUAUUUAUUCAGAAAACAUGUCCGAGGCUGUGGAGGCGAGUGCCGCUGAGGCAGGCUGGCCUGGCGCAGAUAUGGACCACAUCUACCAGAUCAGCGAGACCUGUCGCUUCAUCACGAGUCAGGGCUACAAGAAGGUAGCCUUGCAGUUCCCCGAUGAACUUCUGGUAGAUUCCAUUGCGGUCUCGGCAGCAGUUGAGCAGGAGGCCAAUGUAAAGACUUAUGUUCUAGGCGACACCUCGUAUGGCAGCUGCUGUGUGGACGAGGUCACUGCAGAGCACGUCGGGGCAGAGUGCAUUGUACAUUACGGCCGCUCGUGUCUCAGCCCAGCCGCGAGGCUCCCUGUCAUGUACGUGUUCGGGAGGAGCCCCAUCGAUGUCCAGCGCUGUGCCACAGCUUUCAGAGAGCUCUUCCCCGACAGCGAGAGCCACGUGGUCGUACUGCAUGACGUCACCUACUCGCAUGCCAUAGAUGACCUCAGAUGUCUCCUAAGUGAUUCAUAUCCCCACAUCGUGUUCUCUGCUCUAAAAGAUCACACUCUCGGUCAAGGGGAGGUCCACAGACCUCUCACUGGUGGCGAUAAGGCAGACUGCAUGGGUGAUACAGUCAUUCAUAAAUUUGGCAGACACUUUUGUUUGAAAGACGGGAAGACUGUGGAGAACUACAGUAUGUUCUACAUCGGCCACGAGGGGCUGACGCUCACAAACUUCAUGAUGACUUGGAACCGCUGCGCCUUCAGUUCGUUCGACCCUGGCACGUCGACAGCCCGAGCAGAGUCGGUCAGCAUAAACAAAGCUCUGAUGAAGCGCUACUACGCCAUAGAGCAGGUGAAGGACGCCAGCGUGGUGGGCAUCUUGGUGGGCACGCUGGGCGUGGCCAGCUACUUGACUAUCAUUGAGCAGUUGAAAGAGUGCAUUCACAAAGCCGGCAAGAAAAGCUAUCUCUUCGCUAUGGGCAAGCUCAACGUGCCCAAACUGGCCAACUUCUUGGAGAUCGAUGUCUAUGUGUUGGUUGCUUGUCCAGAAAACUCGCUGCUAGACUGCAGCGAGUUCCACAGGCCCGUGGUGACGCCCUUCGAGAUGGAGGUCGCGUGCAACAAGCAUCGAGAGUGGAGUGGGGAAUACAUCACAGACUUCCGAGACCUUCUACCUGGGGGGAGCAGUCAUGUGCACUUCCCAAAGCCAGACGCAUCUGCUACUGAGGAAGAUGUGACGGACGUGUCGCUGAUCACUGGAGCCCUGCGCUCUUCCCGUUUAAACUCCUCUUCGGAGCUGCCGAAGGUUUCCUCGCCGUCGUCUUCUCUGGUCGUCAGGAACCAGACUCUGACCGUGGCCAACACAAACACUGCAGCAUCCUUCCUGGCUGGUCGCAGCUGGCAGGGCUUGGAGCCCAAGCUGGGGGAGACGCCUGUGGUAAAAGCCAUGGAGGGAAGGCGAGGGAUCGCCAUAGCUUACGAAGAGGAGGGAGCGGAUGGGAGAGAGCGCCCGAGCUGACCACACCAAGGACCAACCAGGACGUUUAGAAGGAAAUACGAACAUCAGCGGAACUGCAUCGCAGGGCACUGGGACAAGAUCUCGUUUGAAAAUGUACCCUGUUUAGGGUGGUGUGACUGAGAAUCGGUUUAUGUGUGUGGCGCUACUAAAAGAUGAGGUCUGCUUUAGUUAUUGAAUAAAAUGACCUAAAACCAUCUAAAAUAUCAUUAAGAAAAUGGCCAGGGAUGGACUGAAACCUGAGGUGCUGUUAGUAAGUACCUGUAGCCCAAAGUGUAAGCUGCCACAAAUGACGUCUCCUCGCACACAACAGCCACUGUACAUUUAUGGUUUGUAAUAAAAACAAUUGUUUAAAGGAGAAA
Electrophorus electricus (electric eel) is the source of this 2126-nucleotide messenger RNA. RefSeq names its product diphthamide biosynthesis 2 (gene dph2). Gene Ontology annotation, molecular function: 2-(3-amino-3-carboxypropyl)histidine synthase activity. NCBI's taxonomy places the organism in Eukaryota, Metazoa, Chordata, Actinopteri, Gymnotiformes, Gymnotidae. The record is from RefSeq and is a predicted model, not a curated record. Gene Ontology annotation, biological process: protein histidyl modification to diphthamide.